Molecule: messenger RNA, 413 nt
Organism: Owenia fusiformis
Lineage: Eukaryota; Metazoa; Annelida; Polychaeta; Sabellida; Oweniidae
Source: the annotation of a GenBank genome assembly
AGAAAGUUGAAAGUGCCAGUGGAACAUGUGGAACAAGCAAGGACGAUGAGUCCGCAUAUGAUCUUGUUAAAAAUCAAUCCAAAAACUCACACGAAACAGCCAGAUUCUUAAUGCAUAAAUACUUCACGGAACAAGAACUUAUUGAACACUCUCUAACUGGAAAAACAGCUUCACGGUCUAAUGUUUCAAGACCUCCCCUCAACCAAGGGAAGGUCAGGGCGAUAUUGGGAGCCAUGGAAAGGCAUUGUGGCAUAAGUACAAGUGAAGCAAAGCAAAAGUUACAAAAUAUCGCUAAACCCCUAAGGGCAAAGCUAAAAAAAAAUUAGCAUCUAGAUUGUAGAGGCAUGCUCCAACCACUAAGCAUCCAACAGUCCACAAUGUGGAGUGGCUUUGUUAUGAGUAUGUAUUCAGCC